This is a messenger RNA of Vespa mandarinia (Asian giant hornet), 2093 nucleotides long. RefSeq lists its product as uncharacterized. Lineage: Eukaryota; Metazoa; Arthropoda; Insecta; Hymenoptera; Vespidae. The record is from RefSeq and is a predicted model, not a curated record.
UGUUUUCGUGCCAAGAAUGCGGUAUUUAUGACGCUCGUCAUUUUCCCACGUGCUCAUCCAACAAAAUUAUAAUCAUCCACAGAUGCGUAUGAUACGGUGAUUUCUCUGUCCGAUAACUAUAAGUAGUGGUAAUAACUGUGGUUACUCUCUUACAAUCCAGAACUCGUAACUUCUCCAUCUUAGCGGUUUUUAAAACAUAAGACGUGGAUAAUACUUUUCAAAUAUAUACGUUCACGGAUAAAUAUCUGUCUAAGAAGAAACCCGUGGAUAUUUCUAAUGAUUAUAAGAUGGUGCACCGGUUCCCGAGGACGCCAUCGCACACGAGGAUUCCAUGGCAUCCGCUUCAGAAACCGGCGAGGAUUAUGCGGACGUAGAUGAUUCCGAUAUGUAUAUGGAGACCGAUGGGACGGAGACGAUGAGGGGUGACGAUCACGUCGAAGAAAGUCAAACGGAUAGAAUAGAAAUCGAUAGAACGACGAUAGAAAAUGAUGAUAAACUUAAUGAAACGAGUACGGAGGAAGGGAAUGGGAAUGAUCAGGAAACGAAAAAUACCGUAUUGUCGCCUCAAACUCAGCCAACCGAGAUCAUUGAUAAAAGUUUAGAAACUGAAAGUCAAAACUUUUUCCCGUCUUUCGCUGAAUUAUUUAGCAAUCAAAGAUUACCAUUUAACGAACAACAACAAAGAUAUAGGCCAAACAGAUUCUUGAGUUAUUUUCAACGGGAUCGUGGUGUAUAUCAAACAGCUUCGACAACAUCAAAAGAGGUUCAACAUCCUCUUUUGGGUUCUGGAAAUUUCGGAGUCAUUCGUGGUGGAACUUAUUAUCCCGAAGAUAGAGAGAACGAGGAUUAUAACGCCGAGGAUAGUCUUUAUAAUCCUUAUUAUCACGGUACGACUGGUCGUGCUCGUGCCAAUUAUUAUAGGAACCCUAAACCACAGCCGGUUCGUGGUGGAGAUUUCUUUGCUAACUUCCGGGAUUUCGCCGAUAUAACGGCACCGCCGAAGUCAAGUUUCUCUCAUCUUUCUGUGGUUUAUGCGAAUAAAAAUGGCAGUACUACGGGACGUAUCACGGAACCUAGAAACAUCAUCGAAACUCUUAGGAUGUUGGAGGAAGAGGAACGUAAUAAUGGAAUGGAAAUAACAACGACCGAAGUACCAAGGAAGAAGUUGAGCAAAGGAAAAAGGAAAUUGAUCAAAAUGAAACAAUACGAGGAGGAUAAGGCGAGAAGAUCACGCGUAUCCGUCGAGCCUCUUUUAGCUUUGAGUUGAGAAUGAACUUUGUGUACUUAAUUAGUGUCUAACGUUUUAACGAACGAGAAACUUUGGGAUCGUUAUGUCCUAUGCGCAAAUAAUCUGGCCCCCUCUCCUCCAAUCCCUCGCGAGAUCGGCAACCAAAGUCUUUACAAAUCCUCUUUUGAUUGUCGGAGGUAGCGAAAAUGAUCGUGAAAGUUGUUUCAGUAGCGUCGAAGGAGAUAAUUUUUUAUUUAUUUUUUUUGUUUUUUUUUUUUUUUUUUUUUGUUUUCAAACAAUUGGCCAUUCCUUGAAAACGAUUCAACGAGAGAAAACGCGUCGGAAUUAUACGUGAAAAAAUUUCGUUAUCAAUGAUAAUAUAUAUAUAUAUAUAUAUAGUAUAUUAUAGAUGAUAGUAACAGCAAUAAUAGUAGCAAUAAUAAGUCUCAUUGACGAGUUAAAUGAAAUCGUAGGAAGUAUCGUGCGUGCGUAUUCAAGACUGUCAUCCGAGAUGUCAUCCAAUAAAAGAAAAUGUAAUGAUUAUUAUCGACCGGAUUCUCAUGGGCACGCGCCAAAUUGAUCGUGCGAGAGCAUGGCGCGUGCACUUUCGUUACGCUCGAGUAAACCUAUAUACCGGAACGAAUAAACGAGUACGGAGAAACGACGACGAGCUCGUUCGCGCGAUAAAACGUGGAACCUACACGAGAGACUAAACACACAAGUCCGGAUAGACGCACGCGACUUCACAUAGUUCUCGUGACCGCCGUAUCUAUAAGUAAAAUAAAAAUCCUCGGCUAUUUAUUUGCAUGCACAUGCCAUCAUAAUCCAUCGUGGCCAGGCGCGAGAGAACUUCUUCUGGUCGGUC